Laccaria bicolor S238N-H82 is the source of this 720-nucleotide messenger RNA. RefSeq lists its product as uncharacterized. NCBI's taxonomy places the organism in Eukaryota, Fungi, Basidiomycota, Agaricomycetes, Agaricales, Hydnangiaceae. The record is from RefSeq and is a predicted model, not a curated record. The transcript has 4 exons. Gene Ontology annotation, molecular function: SNAP receptor activity. Gene Ontology annotation, cellular component: endoplasmic reticulum; SNARE complex. Gene Ontology annotation, biological process: retrograde vesicle-mediated transport, Golgi to endoplasmic reticulum. Bases 1 to 720 code for a protein of 239 amino acids.
AUGCCUCCCCUUCCCAGUACACUUGCCCAGGAAACACAAAACCUCAUAUCCUCUCUCGACAGACGGCAAAAACACAUCAAUGAGGUCCAAAUUCCCGCUCUUCGGCAAUGCACAGGCCCUUUGUCACUGCAGCAGAAACUUGCUGAAGAGCUGAAGGAUGCGAUUGAUGCCCACUCCAGGCAGAUUGAAGUGAACGAUCAGCAGGGGGAGAAGGCUAGAAGGGAGCUAGGGGCUAUCGUCGACACAUCUCGCGAAGCUCUCGAUCGAAUGCGCAAAGACACACGAUCUGCGCUUCUUAUUUCAAAGAAAGCUAUCGAGUCGCAGAGAACAGCCCAUCGAGACGAACUGUUAAGUUUGGCUGGCAUACUAAAGGAAGAGGGCAACCAAAGCAAUUAUGGGGCCAGCAACGAGAAAUUUGGCGAAGACGCUCUCAUGAAAGCCAACGCGGACGUGACAGACGCGCUCCGCCGUACUAUUGCGGCCAUGCAGAAUGAACUGGAACGCUCCGUCCUCUCCAAUCAAAUGCUCGAAUCAUCCUCAGCGUCCCUCCACGCGACCUCGUCUCAACAUGAUAAACUCUCCAGCUUCAUGAUCACCUCAAAGCACCUCGUCACCGCCCUUGAAAAAUCUGACUGGCUUGACCGCGUUAUAAUCAUAUCCGCAUUUAUGUUCUUUCUCCUCGUCGUCCUGUUCGUUCUGAAACAACGCUUCGUGGGUUGA